AUGGUCCACUUCGCAUACAGCCACAUAGCCUUCUUCACCCUGUUGGCACUUACAGCCAUAAAUUCAGGCGAGUCGACGAGUAAAGAUGCAAUUUCAGCGAGACUUGCUAAAAUCAAGGACUUCAUUCUCAAAGAAGAACCACACUUUCAAGGAAACAUGAAAACGUUUCUGGGCUGCCUGGAAUAUGCAUACGAGUACUAUUGGGGAUUCAAGGCAUUUAAUAAUACGCUUAACUUUUUUCCCGAAGACCCUCAUAAGAAAUUAGUCGAUGCGAAAAACUGUAUCCAACAAGAAACCUUGGAAUAUAAAGGUAAGUAG
Trichobilharzia szidati is the source of this 318-nucleotide messenger RNA. The record is from the annotation of a GenBank genome assembly. NCBI's taxonomy places the organism in Eukaryota, Metazoa, Platyhelminthes, Trematoda, Strigeidida, Schistosomatidae.